UCCCACAGGGGCCUUUCCUCUUCCGCUGCGCCCAGACCUCGUCCUUUGCCAGCAGCCGCCAGUCGCGCACGGACGUCUCUGUGUGGCUCGGGGAGCUGCAGACGCACAGUUGGAGCAAUGACUCAGACUUCGUCCGGCCUCUGAAGCCCUGGUCCCGGGGCACCUUCAGCGACCAGCAGUGGGAGAUGCUGAUGCAUACUUUGGGGGGUUAUCGAAGCAGCUUCACCAGGGACAUAAAGGAAUUCGCCAAAAUGCUACAAGUAGCCUAUCCCAUUGAGCUACAGCUGUCUGCUGGCUGUGAGAUACACCCUGGGAACACCUCAGAAAACUUCCUCCAUGUAGCGCAUGAAGGAAGAGAGGUCUUGAGUUUCCAAGAAACUUCUUGGAAGGCAGCCCCAGAGGCCCCAGACUGGAUAAAUGUGGUUAUCAGGGUGCUAAACCAGGACCAAGAGACGAGGGAAACAGUGCAGUGGCUCUUGAAUGACACUUGCCCCCAGUUUGCCAGUGGCCUUCUUGAAGCAGGGAAAUCAGAACUGGAAAAGCAAGUGAAGCCCAAGGCCUGGCUGUCCAGUGGCCCCAGUCCUGGGCCUGGCCAUCUGCUGCUGGUGUGCCACGUCUCAGGAUUCUACCCAAAGCCCGUGUGGGUGAUGUGGAUGCGGGGUGAGCAGGAGCAGUCAGGCACUCAGCAAGGGGACAUCCUGCCCAACGCCGACGAGACGUGGUAUCUCCAAGCAACCCUGGAUGUGGAGGCUGGCGAGGCACCUGGCCUGGCCUGUCGGGUGAAGCACAGCAGUCUAGAGGGCCAGGACAUCAUCCUCUACUGGGGUGGGAGCCAUGCCUCAGUGGGCCUGAUCGCCUUGGCAGUACUGACGUGCCUGGUGUCCCUCCUUGCGCUCAUCAUAGGCCUAACCUGGUUUAAGAAGCGCCGUUCCUAUCAAGACAUCCUGUGACUCUGCUCACCACAUUUACCUCUCUGGAACUCAGGACCUCAAGUUCCCAGGACUUCAGCCCUGGUCUGCUCAGGAAUUGAGAAUGGAGGGAGAGAAACCUGCAAGAUGUAGUGAGCAGUCAUCAGGCAGCUCUUAUCACACCCCUUUAGUGUUUCUGUGAAAUAAUUUAAGUUCCUUUUCAUUAUACUGCAAGUUUAUUAGCCCAAAUGGUUCUGUAAAGAUGGGAGUGCAAACUCAGGUGUCUGCCAGCACAAGCAGGUGAUGGCUGAGGUGUCAGUUCUCGUGACGGAAUCUGCAGUGAACUGGAAAGCACAUGUCCUGUUCAAAGGAGGCAGCUGCAGCCGUUGUCAAGUAUGAAGUUGGGUUCUGGCUUUGCUUUAUCCGACAUUUUUUCAAGAAAACUGGAAAUCUGGAUUUUUACAUGAACAUGCCUGAUUAUAAAUGUUGAUAUCCCCAAAACACCCCUGCUGGCCAAUGACAACCCUGGAGCUUAUGGUUUGUGUCUCUUAUAAAAAGUUUGCCCUGAA
Molecule: messenger RNA, 1477 nt
Organism: Carlito syrichta (Philippine tarsier)
Lineage: Eukaryota; Metazoa; Chordata; Mammalia; Primates; Tarsiidae
Gene: CD1D
Product: CD1d molecule
Exons: 5
Biological process (GO): positive regulation of T cell mediated cytotoxicity; immune response; antigen processing and presentation, endogenous lipid antigen via MHC class Ib
Cellular component (GO): external side of plasma membrane
Molecular function (GO): endogenous lipid antigen binding; lipopeptide binding; exogenous lipid antigen binding
Source: RefSeq, a predicted model, not a curated record